UCCUCUCUCCUGUCAAGGUGCUGUUUACAACACCAAAAUAAUCGAGUUCCGCCCUUUCCUCUUUGACCCACUCCAACUUAUUUUUUUAUACAACAAAAUGCUUCGGUUUUCUUCCUCCUUGUUGACGCGCACAACUGCCCACGCCACCACCCGCCAAACCGCUCGUGUUUGUGCCACUGCCUUUGCACGACGCUGCUAUGCUACCGAGGGUGGUGAACAACCUUUGCCCACCCCUGGCUCUGCCGCCGCCGUCGACCCCAAAAUCGCAAACAUUGUCGAUCAAAUCGAGACCCUGACUUUGUUGCAGACUUCUGAAUUGGUCUCGCAGUUGAAGACGCGCUUAAACAUCCAAGACAUUGCCAUGCCCGUCGGUAUGCCUAUGGGUGGUAUGCCUGCUGGUGGUGCUGCUGCUGCACCAGCUGAGGAGGAGAAGCCUGCUGAAAAGACCGAGUUCAAUGUCAAGAUUGAAAAGGUGGAUGCAAGUGCAAAGGCCAAGGUGAUCCGUGAGGUCAAGAACUUGGCUGGUUUAAGCUUGGUAGAUGCCAAGAAGUUUGUCGAGAGCGUACCAAAGGUGCUGAAGGAAACUGUGCCCAAGGAAGAAGCCGAGAAGUUGAAGAAGGCCCUUGAAGCUCUUGGUGCCACUGUUCAAUUGGAGUAAAGAAAAAAUCCAUCAUUUACAACAAAAAAAGUUAUACAACAUCAACAAGAACAAUAAGUCCAAUAUAGACCUGUUGUUGUUGUUGUUUGUUAUCGUUGGAGAACAGCCACCCCCUCUUUUUUUUCUUUUCUUCUAUAUAGAUAAGUCUCUCUUUUUUUUUCAUCGCAUGUACAUUCCACAACUCUUUCUCUCAA
Molecule: messenger RNA, 852 nt
Organism: Zychaea mexicana
Lineage: Eukaryota; Fungi; Mucoromycota; Mucoromycetes; Mucorales; Lichtheimiaceae
Product: ribosomal protein L7/L12 C-terminal domain-containing protein
Exons: 4
Coding region: 98-658 (186 amino acids)
Biological process (GO): translation
Cellular component (GO): ribosome
Molecular function (GO): structural constituent of ribosome
Source: RefSeq, a predicted model, not a curated record